Messenger RNA from Lindgomyces ingoldianus, 736 nucleotides. RefSeq lists its product as uncharacterized. The coding region runs from base 163 to 600 and encodes 145 amino acids. The transcript has a single exon. The record is from RefSeq and is a predicted model, not a curated record. NCBI's taxonomy places the organism in Eukaryota, Fungi, Ascomycota, Dothideomycetes, Pleosporales, Lindgomycetaceae.
CCUCUUUUCUCGUGAUCCCCUUCGAGCUAAGUGACUUCACACUGAUUCGCAUGAGUUUUGUCCCAAGUUUCCCCCUCCGCGUCGUGUUGAUGCCCCGCUUUGGAGCUGAAUUAUAACACCGUGGUGUUCUUCACCAUCGAAUAAGCAGCUAGCGAACAGAGCAUGACUCCUUCAAUCUCCAGUCCCUCUAUUCCCUCUGAAAGCGAUGAUGAGGUUGAUUAUGCUGAUACCGAUCUCCCUCUCGGAAACGUAUGGGCUUAUCCAUGUAAGCUGCCUUCAUGCCCUGAUUACGGCAAAUCCUGGCUCCUCCGAAGCAACUUCCUCUUUCAUCUGAAGGAAGAAGAUGCACACAGGACAGCAGCAAUGACACCAGCUGCACGUCGUAUAAUCGAGAAAGAGUGGCGUUACACGACCGAUCCUGAUCUACCACGCCGCGCGGCCCCUGAGUUCUGUUCUCGAGAGGAUCCAGACGAGCACGUACAGGAAUACGGGUUCAGGUAUGACACUGGUAGGGUGGUAAGAGGUUAUGGCACGAUGAAGCAAAUGGAAAUGCAUAAGGAGUUACGACGCCAAGAAACGCAGCAAAGAAAGACAGCAUAGCUGCGUCCUCGCUGUUGCGCUGCUGCCAUGAGAAAGCAAUUGGCGCAGUAAAGAGCACGACAUACUGUAACGCGAGAAGAGGAUCGGGAAGGCAUCUGCUCGAUGGCAAUUCACUGGCAAUGUACUUAGUUGAUUA